GGGAGGCGCGGGGCGACAGACGCGCGAACACUUGUGGUUCUGAGCCAGGUUAUGUCCCACGCCGCCCUACACGCACCGCGGACAUGGAGAAGAGGAUAGAACUGGAAAGAAGGGGCAGAAGCCCUUCCAAGAUUAUGGAAUUAAACUUGGACAACUGCAAGAGCACGUCCAUUGUAGGUUUGACAGAGGAGUUUGAGAAGCUGGAGGUGUUGAGUCUCAUCAAUGUAGGCCUCACUUCCCUCAAGGGCUUUCCGGCUCUCCCCAAUCUUCGCAAGUUGGAAUUGAGUGACAACCGAAUCUCUGGUGGGUUGAAUGCCCUCACCUGCCUGCCAAAGUUAGCCUACCUGAACCUUUCUGGGAACAGGAUUAAGGAUUUGGAAACACUAGAACCUUUGAAGGACCUUAAGUCUCUGUUUAACUUGGACCUCUUCAACUGCGAGGUGGCACAGGUUGAGAACUACAGAGAAAAGAUGUUCGCUCUCAUCCCCUCUCUGGUCUACCUUGAUGGGUUUGAUAAGGAGGAUAAUAGUGAAGAGGAGGAGGAUGGUGAGGAAGAAGAGGAUGGUGUAGAGGUACUUGGUGAAGGUGAGAAUGACGACGACUGCGUGGAGGUCUUGGAGGGUGAUCACGAGCAGGAUGAUGAAGACAUAGAUGGAGAGGAAGAGGAGGAAAUUGAUGAGGAAGAGGUUGAAGAGGAGGAAGAUGAGGAUGAGGAGGAAGAAGAUGUACCCUUGGAUGCACUGUAUAAGGAGUACAACCCAGUGGGUGAUGAUGAUUAUGAGGCAGCCGAAGGAGAGGAUGAUGAUGAUGUUGUUCUCGAGGAAGAGGAAGACGGUGAUGCUCAGCGAGGUCAAAAGAGGAAACUCGAGGAUGGGGAAGAUUAAAAUUUACAUUACAGUGGCACGUGGCAACCUGUAGCCGAGAGGGCAGCAAGGGGACGGGUGGAGGCACUGUUGCAACAACUUCACUGUGGAGUUUGUGUGGCUCUUUCUGGAUGCAAUAAACACUGCUGGGUGGCAACUGAGUAGUUAGAGAGUUGUUGAUAUGUGUUUAAAGUGUGCAUAGGAAGAUCAAAGUCUGUUCUAUCUUUUAUUAAUCUUGAAAAUAAAACUUUUAUAUUUUUUGUGGGGGAGGGAUAAUUUUGUGUGUCAGGACUGUGCCCAAUAUGGAUUGAUUAUUGCACCAGAUUCAGUUUGAAUAUCAGUGUUGAAGAUGGAACAUGGCCAAAAAAACCCUCUCCCAGCCCCUCUUUGUAAUUUGGGGGGUGUUAGUCUUGCCCUCUCAUCUUGACUGGCACCCUCUGCCUUGCUCGCUGCACUUGCCCUGGCCACCACUUACCUCACUUGACCCAAACACGACUGUCACAAUUGAAGUUAACGUUGAGGGACUUCAUGUUGAUAUAUUUGACUAAAUAUUAUAAGUUUUAGUUGAGCUGUUGGAUGGCAUUAUUUGUAAUGGUUCCUGAAGCGCAACUCAUGAAAAGUGUAGGUAAUCAUCAAGCGUGCUGUGGAAGAACUUAGUUGGCUGGAAGAUACAAAUUAUUGUGUGUCUUGUGUGGGCUGUAGGACCUCAGUGAAACAGCUUGGAUGCUGGCCGUCAGGUCGUGUGUGUGUGUGUGUCAGUGGAGCCAACCUUAAGUUGAGAGUGGCAUCCAUCAGAGGUCUUGGUGUGUGUGUGUGUGUGUGUAGCCAGUGCACAACAAGACUUGGCUAAUUUGUUUGUCCAUCUCAACUGCUGUAAAUCACUUACAAGUUGCUUUCUUUCCUUUGAUGUUUGUGUCUUGAAUUUGUUGAAGUAUUUGGAAUGUUGUCAGAAAUCUAACUUAUCUGUUAGUAGUUUAACAAUGGUUCAGAUCUUUUUUUAAACUUAAUAUCAGCAAUAAUAUGUUCAGUUUAAAUCAUGAUUGGUGGUCAGUGUCAAUAUUUCUAUGUACAGGUAUAAGAAUUUUAGUUAUGAUGGUUAGCUAAAGGGACUUGUAUAUAAAAUAUAGUGAGAACACCAUCAGUACAGUAAUUGUAAGACACAUUGAAACAGGAUUAUCUAAGACAAUUCUUAAUUUUUUAAUUUUCAUACUUUAUACAGUAACAGAUUGUUGUGUAUUAGUACAUACUGUAGGUGGUGUCUGCCCUGCGAGACUCUCCAUGUGGCUGGGCAAGACCUCCGUCAUGGCUGCCCAGGCUGGAUGAGGUUGGCUUUAGGGUUAUUGACUGCGUUCCUGCCAUGAAGGUUCCAUUGUCUUUCCCAUUUCUUGAUGAGUAUAUUAAGGCCGUCCUUCAGAGCGAAAUUUGCAUUGGAGUAAAUAUAUAUAUAUAUACAGUAACCGGUACAUAUAAAACUAUUUUUAUUUAUUUUUUCUUUCCUUUCUUUUUGUUUUAUUUUUUUUUAAUUUGUUUUUUAUUUUUUAAUAGUAAUUAUUUUAUUGGUUGUUGAGUAUUGAAGGAUUAACCAGGGAUGGGAGUUAUGGACUCACAUGUAGUGGACAGUUGCUGGUCAAGUUGGGGUACAAAAGUGGACUUUAUCUCUUUAAGGCAAACGUGCUUGUGGUCCAAAUGGUGUGGCCAUAAGGUAAUAGUCUUAAGCUUUAUACUGUCUUGUAAAUAGAAUAUAUAAUUAAAUAAAAAAUAGUGCAGGAUAUGGGAGUUGAGCUCUUGGAAACUAGGCCUUAGAAUAUAUUGGAAUAUAAGACAGUUUAUGGUGCAAUGGAAACAAAGAGGCAUUAGUUGGACUGGCAUGCACUAGUUAGGAAUGUGAGUCAUUGAUCUCAAAGUGAAGGCCACAUGUUGGACAGCCGCAGCAGCCAUGACCCCCAACUGUGUGGGUGUGGACCACGCAGGUCCGUGCACCAGCCUGUACACUCUCGCCAUCACCACCUGUUCUUGCUGCCCACACUUCUAACACCAGACUCUUUCUCCUUAUAAGUAAUUAUUAUGGAAUUGGUCAUUAUUUAUAUGACCAAAUAUGAGGAGAAAAAAAUUUUUCAAUUGAAAGGAGUACUUUAAUGAAUAGCAUUAAUUUGAUAUGAUAAUUUGUAAAGUUGUGUCAGUUAUUUGAAGACUAUAUUGACAUGCAUGAAGUUGGUGGUGGUUGUGAAGGUGGCAGAUGUUUGGUUGGCGUGCCCACCACACAGUUACUAGAGUACAAAGUACAGGGCCCAGCCAUCAUUGAGUAUCCCGCCGCCAUGCCUCUGCUGCAGCCAGUGAUCACAGGCUCUUAUCAGGCUGAGCAGCAUUGUGCAAGUUAUCCGUCUCACCCCACAGAACUCUUAUUGUGUGGGCUAUGUCAUCUGAGCCAGCAGGAGGCUUUAUAAAAAUGAAGUGUACACACAUUUGUUAAAGACAUUAGUAAGCCCAUGUGCCUCUACAUUGAUGUGAGGUUUAUCGUCACCCAUGAAAGUCAACUUAAAGUUUAUUGUAGACUUGCACUCUUAAUUAUGAAGUAGAAAUCCAGGGUAUUGCACUCAUGGUAGACUUGUAUUGUCAGAAAAUAGGGAUAGUAGUAUUUCCAGUUACAGGAAGUUCUUGUUCCACAGUUUCUGACAUUACUUUUGUUAGGGCAACCAAAGAGAUAUUUUUGAAGUGUUAAAAUCACAGUAGCAUUGGGCAUCAGCAGGUGAGAAAUAAAGGAAUGUGAUGCCUCACAAAGCAACUAUCAGUUGACUUAGGGUGUAAGGAGGUAAUUUGGGCUACUGUUGUCGUCUAUGGGUGCGUGAAGUGGCACACUGGCCUUGGUGAGCAUCCGGUAUAAUCCUGCACUGCCUGUGCUCUAACUUUUAUGAACUUGCUGCAAUCUGAUGCAACUUGUCAUGUGUAGUUCAUGUUUUGCUGGCAUUGAGCACUUCACAUGUUUGGGUGUAUAUUUGUUAUAAAUUAAUUAGAACUACUUAUACUCAUAGGUUUAUUACAGAGUAUUUACCAGAGAUAAGAAGAGGCCCUGUAACAUGUGAAGGGUUGAAUGCCUGCCAAAUGUUGCCUACACUGCUUGAAGAUGUGGGAGGCAUGAGGUGCCAUCAAGGUCACACUGAACCGCCGCAUACUCUCGGGUCGUUAGUGUGAUCACCUCCCAGGGUAGUUAGUAGGGGUGGCAUUUUGGGACUGGGACCUGAGUUAACUAUGAGAAUCCCUCACCACAUGUUCAAAAUUCAGGAGAUCUGCUAUGGUAAUGAGCUUAUAACUAACAAUAAAUAUAUGUACAAGUUUCAUAUGGGAAAUCUCGAGAGAAUAAUAAAUAAAAGGAGUUUGGUGUCCCCAGGUGCUUCCUCAUGGAGUAGUAAACCCGUAGACCCCAUGCAGAGAGAGGUGCCUUCCCUGAGGGGUGCCACCACGGCCUCCCACCCCUCAAUGAUCCCGUCGGAGGCCCCAUUCUGUCUAUUCAUGCCCAGUGUUUGUGGUUAAUGUAACCUGCUCUGUUUUAGCCAGUCAUAUAUUUUUCCCAAUCAGUUAAAGGUCAGCAGUUUGUUCUAAAUUAUUGCCAGUUUAUUACUGUUAUUUAUAAAGCUUCAAUACAUGUUUUUAAUGUUAGCUGCUCUUAAGUUUUGCUUGAAAUUUUUACCAAUUAUCUUUAAUCUUGUGAAUCAAGGCUCCGGCAUGUGUGUCUGCUGGAGGUAGUUCUCUUACUUAUGUAACAAGUGAACAUUUUUUCUGUUACUUUUAUAGCAGCUGGAGGUAGUUCUCUUACUCAUACCACUGCUUUAUCUUUGCUGCUUUGUAUCCUAUUCUUUAAAACUUGUGUUAUGACCAGGUUAUUCAGGUAUGUUUUACUCCCAGAUAUAAGCAUCCACUACUGUACUGUGUAAGAACUACCACACCGGAGGGCUCUCAUGCCUACACACUCAACUUAGUCUCCAGAGUAUUGAUACAAGUGUUGCAUCUUCUGAAUACAGCCACUGGAAUUGUUUGGCUGAGGCUCAUUAAAUUUGCUAUUAGUAUGAUAUGUGUGGAAAGGCUAGAGGGAGGUUAUCCACAUUCUCAGUCUGUUUUUAACUGCCCAAGUCUUCUACCUUCUGUGUCAAUUAAGUACAAAUUUUUUUAAAAACUCAAAAAAAUCUGAAGUUUGUGUGGUAAAGAUUUUAUGUUGCACUGUACUUAUGUGUAAGAGUGAGCAGUCUUAUGUGUGUGUGAGGUAAUGAAAUGAUAAUAGUAAAGUUACAAGUGUUAGUAUUGAAGACAACUUGUGGAGAAUAUUUUGAUUUAUCAGGGAUCACAUCUAAUGAUUGUGUCUGGCCAUUGUAGUGUAAGAUUUUUCUCUUAAUAAGAAGAAAAAAAAGAUAAUUUACACACACACACACACACAGUAGUACAGUAUACUGAGAAUUUGUGUACGUGUAUUCACAUUUUUUUUUUUUAUUACAUGUGUGUAUAACUUGAUAUUUUCAACAUUGUUUAUCAGUUCUGCAACUAUAAAUUAUUUAAUUGUCUGAGUUUUUGUGACUGCUUUCGAAAGUGUGGCAGCUUUGGGUUUAUGGUUAAUUUAUUUAUUUUGUAAAAUUCAGUAAGCCAACUUCAUAAUUUUGCUUCUUAAUUGAAUAGUCAGCUGUCACCUUUGUAAAAGUGUAACUCAAAAAAUAUUUAUUAGAAAAGGAGUUGGAGACAAGUUCUGAUGUUGACAAGACCUGCCUUCUAAUAUUUGCUUCAUAUUGUGGGAUACCACAGAAUCUGCUGUUGAAAUUGUUUUAUGUGAAUAUAUGACAGAGCUAAUUAUUACAGUUUAUUAGAAUAUCUAUUUCUGCUGUACUUGUAAUUUAAUGCCUACUGGUACGUGCAUAUUUAAUUGAAACUAAUAUUUUAUGUACUGCAGGUGGAAAUCACUUCAAGUAAGAGUUAUUUGCUCAAAUACAGACUUAUGACACAAUUCAUUUCAUUAGUAUUAUGUGAAACAUUAUGGGAGCCAUUAUAAAUAUUUUAAGCAGACGUUUCUAAGGGGAUAAACUGAGUACAGUAUGCCAGAAAUUUAUUUAGUGACCCAAGUCAACUGGCAUAUGCCAUACUGAUGACAAUCUCUGCAUUACACACGAAGCUGUAGUCAGAAGAUGCACUUGAGCACUGUACUGCACCACUGUAUACUUCCUUUAACCUCUGUCCUGGAAGGUCAGUGCCAGUAACUACCAUAUCUUCAUUUACAGUAUAUGCACAACACAAGGGUAAGGAACUGGAUGUUUACAGUAGGGGCAUUAUUUAUAGCCUUACUAAAUUCAAAUUAUUAGUGUAAUAGUCCAUAGUUUGAUUACACAAUUCAGUGUAAGUGCAUUAAAUGUAACGACUGACUGCAGCACAGUUGUUACAUACAGUUCGUAAGGUUUUGAAGCUGGAUAAGUAAAAUGAAUUUUCCGUAGUGCCUCAGUACAUUGGCAAACCCGGUACUUUAACAAAGACAUGUUGGCCUCUUCCAAAGAGUUUGAGGGCUGCAAGGGUCCUUAACAUUUUACAAUGUCUGUUGUGGUUCUUAUAUAUAUGACUUUUAGAAUAUUAAAAUAUACCUUUUGUCCUGUAUUAUUAGUUUCUUUCUUUGAGUUAAACCUGUACCUCCUUUCAACACACUUUCAUUUGUCAAGGACUUAUUGGUCAACUGGGUCAGUGAUAUGAAUUUUGAGGUUGCAUCUUUGCUGCUUUUACUUUUAUCCUAUCAUGUUUUGUCUAUUAUUUAUAGUUCUAUGAAUAGUAUCCUUUAUUUAUUAUUUUUAUUUUUUUUAUUUUUUAUUAUUUACAUUUCUUAUUCACCAUUUCAUGUAUGCUUCCAGUGUCAACAUAUUGUCUUCAGCCUUGAUGAAACCACAAGUGCAAAAUCAGCCAUUAUUUAGCUGGAAUUUUCUUCUCAAGUUUCCUUUGGAAUGAUUAAAGAAGCAGCAAGUUAAAUAUUAAAAACUGUAGGGGAAGAAACUAGUGUCAAGGUAAUAUUGAGGGUACAGUACUGUAUUGUAAUAAAAGUGGUUUGAUAAUAAAUUGAAAUAUAAUGACGAGGACCAAGUAAUACAGAAUCCUGGUCCUCCUGAUUUUAUAAUUCAUCUACAUUUAUGAUCACCCUGUAUAGUACUUAAAAUCAGUGUCUCCAUCUUCAAGAUUAAAAUGCUUGAGCCAAAGACAUUUUAUAUUUGUUGGUUAUGGUUAUGUACAGAAAAUGCAAGGCAAUUUUUAAGGCCAUUAUUUUGACACUGGUUGGCUGCUGCUGUAGGAUCUGGCCCAACCAGAUAGCGUCUGCUUCCAUGUCCAGGGGUUCACCAAGAGGGUGGAAAUGUCACCUUUCCCCCCCAUAAAGUCAUUUUAACACCUUAACCCCUACCCCAAGCACUUAAGAACUGAACAGGGUGAAAAUUAAAAUAUAUCCAAGCUUUUUGCUUUAAGUAUACCAGUAAUCAUAAUUGUUUCAUUUGCAUGCCACAUGACUUCUUUUCACUUAACUUAAUCAGCUGCGCCUUCCCAGUGUUCAAAACAACAACUUGGUAGGAGGAUUGUUAAUUAAAUCUUUCCAUUACUUGUUUGAACAAACAAUAUCACAUGUGGAAUGACAUUCUUAGGGGUAGUUCUUGUUACCCCUUCAGAAAAUAUGUUGCGCAGAAGUAUAUACAGUACGCAUAUGAUUUUUAGAAACCUUUUAUUUUUUAUUAAUUGGCUUGUGGGCUUGUUUUACAUUGGUUAGUCCUAAAAUCAUGAUCAUCUGCCCCUUUGGUUUUAAAACCCAGGUGAACCCCUGAUGUCUGGUGAACACCUUUAUAUUUUUUCCCCAUAGGCUUGUAGCUGAAUGAGUGUACAUACAGUAUUACAAAGUAGACAUCUUGUGUAUGUAGGUGUAGUGUCAGUGAGCCUUUCAUGUGUAUCACAGUGCCCCCCUCAGUCAGGUAAAGAUAACACUCUGGUGGCAUUCAAAAUAUCAGGUGAAUUCAGGAAAAAGCGCAAUUAAGAAUAAUUCCUAGUCAUAUGUCUGGCUUCUUUUUAUCGGUGUUUUGAUUAAUGUUGUCGGAGCCUGAUUACCAGUGUCAACUCUUACUUCUGGGGAGUUAAUCUGUCUUGUCAGCAGAUUAAUUUCACAAUGAUGAGUCAAUGUUUAAGACGAAAAUCUUCAGGUGAUUGCUGUUUACUGGGUCCAAUGAUAACUUUUGUAUAAAUUCAAGAGAUUGGCUCAAUUCACUGAGGGCCAACUAUGGUCAUAGCUAACUGAUGGCUGUGGGUUCUGUCACUUUUUGUCACAAUUCCUGUAAAAGAAUCAUUCAUUUGUGGGCUCUCAGUGAGUUACAGUUGGUGUUAUAGGGAGUGGUUGUCAUGAUUUAAAGUCGAGUGCACCUAAAUUUUAAUUUAUCUUCAAACUCUGUUGGGUGUUCUGUGAAGCCUGUUAGUCAAAUCUGGCUAUUGUAUAGCAUUAUUAAAUCUCAUCCCUGUUGCUUGGGAAUUUUUCUAGUUGCAUAUUCAAUGAUUUUUUCCUGCUUUUCACCUUCAGUACUGAACCCCACCAACUGGAAAACUUUUGGGCUUUCAGAUUUGUGUAUUAAUUUAUUUUAUUUUUUAUUUUAUUUUUUCAGUCUAAACAUGAAUUUAUCUUCAAUAUACAGCUAACUUUAAAUUGUUAGUUAACAUAUUAUGGGUUAACAAUAGUACAACACUGAAAACUUUCUUUGAGUACUGUAGUACUUAUAAAUUAGUUUUUAUUUAGCGUACAUAUUACUGUUGUUUUGAUAAGUGAAUGGUAUAUGUAUUUUGUGAAUUGGAAACUCUUGGCACUUUUCCAAUAGUGUAAUUUUUACCUGCAAUUUCAUGUGAUUUACCAAAAAAAAAGUAUUUUUGUACUUUACUACAUUGAAUUGGAUUUGAGUACAAUGCUCAUUGAUACUGUGAACUCUAAAUACUAAUUCUGCUUUGGGAGGUGAUCAUAAGACUGCGUUCCUGGGAGGUUGUUUUAAUGAAUAAUGUAGAAAGCAAAUUGCAAAUACACUUUCAUUUUUUUGUAAA
Messenger RNA from Homarus americanus (American lobster), 8933 nucleotides. It is a transcript of the gene Mapmodulin, whose product is annotated as acidic leucine-rich nuclear phosphoprotein 32 family member A-like. The record is from RefSeq and is a predicted model, not a curated record. Gene Ontology annotation, molecular function: histone binding. NCBI's taxonomy places the organism in Eukaryota, Metazoa, Arthropoda, Malacostraca, Decapoda, Nephropidae. Gene Ontology annotation, cellular component: nucleus. The coding region runs from base 84 to 884 and encodes 266 amino acids. The transcript is spliced from 8 exons.